CAACCGCCAGUAAUGCCGCCAUCUUUUUUAAGUCAUAAAUAUUAAUUCAAACGGCACCACCCGAAUUUCUAAUUAAAAAUGGCCGCGUCUAGGCAAUCGUUAAGAUUGUCAGGCUUGGAACCAGUGUUUACAAGCAUCGAUUCGAUUUGCGGAAUUUGUAAGAGGGAAAUCGACGUGAAUUUACGCAAUUGCAACAUCAAAAGUUGUUGCAGCAAACCCAUUCACAAAAACUGUCUAGCAGACUUGUUACAUGCGAAACUUUAUUGUCUGUAUUGUGGCCAAAAUGUUAACACAGACGAUGCAUGGCUUGAAAAUGAAGACCGAGAAGAUGAUGACCGAGUAGACGACGAGGCAAGGAUCUCCCACACCCUUCCAGGACGAUUGAGACAAAGGGCAUUGGAAGAGUUGAACGAACUCAUGAGAUUAGAGAAUAUAACAGCAGCAAUCGUACAGGUGAGUAGAGUCGUUUUCAGUUCUUCUUUCAUUCAAAGGAGGUGGUAUACAUUUUUCUUUGUUUAGAUCGAACAUGCCUUUGUUUGUGGGAACUCUAUUUCAUCGGGCUUGUCUCGUCUACGUUCAAGUAUAAAAACCAUUGACACCUUAAAUGUAGAUUGUCAUCUUUGUUUCACUUUUUGGAGUGAUAAUCUUAAUUUCAUCGAAUCGAUCAAUCACACUUUUAGAGUUCGACCCCAUAAAGUCGAGUUCGCCUCUUGAUUAAGUGAUAUCCAGAUGAGUUGAUUUGUGACGAAGGCACUAGCAGAAUGUGCCAAAUGUCACGUCAGCGACGACCAUUUUGAAUUUCGGCAAUUGCGUGGAACCUGCUUGGGAACUAGGUUAACGGAAUCAACUAUACACUGAACUUGUGAUAAAGAGAACCACACUUAAUCAAAACAACAUUGCUUAACUCAUUAUUCAGAUUGGAAAAGAUGCAAACCAACCUUGGUUUAUCUAACGAACACGAAAUGUUCGGUAAAUAAACUUGGUUCUAACUUGUUUGCAAUGUUCGAUAGCAACUAAUUUAGACAUGACUCAAUCUGGGGGUGAACUCGACUUGGUGGGGUCGAACUCGAAAAGUGUGGGGGCGAACACGGUAUAAGGUAAAGGCGAACUCGAAGGGGCGAACUCGAUAGGAAGCGAAAGCGGCGGAUACCGACCACCCAAUAUAUGGUUUAUUCUAACCAUAGGAUGAAUAUCACCAAACAUGUCAUCUGAGUAUCGAAUCAGAAAACAAAAUCAUUUAAUUGAUCGAUUCGUGACACCAGCCAUACUCUCUUUUUUUCAAUCCGUACAAUUCACUAUCCGUUUUUCUCGUCAAGGAACCAUGAGAUGGCAUUAUUUUUUUUUCCAGUAGAUCUAACAACAUAAUUUUUUUUUUCUCAAUGAAGGUAAAUGGCAUCAUCGUUGGUGAUGAAGGCAGACAAGCUUUGGUAUCCCGUUUCAGAAGCAUCCUCGCCUCAUUGCAUGAUUUUAUCAAUUACGAAAUCCAUCGAGACGUUCGCCUCUAUCGUGGAUCAAGAGUGUCAUUAAGAAUGACUGUACGAUCGAAUGCAGAAGAUGUGGAAAACUUCAUGAGAUCUUUCAUUCCGCUGGAAGUCAUAUCCUUUUUAGACCUGGGCAUACGUGUACGGUGUUGUUCCCUGGAACGGCUGAUCAGUUAUCAAUUAGAUUAUUGA
This is a messenger RNA of Pocillopora meandrina, 1673 nucleotides long. NCBI's taxonomy places the organism in Eukaryota, Metazoa, Cnidaria, Anthozoa, Scleractinia, Pocilloporidae. The record is from the annotation of a GenBank genome assembly.